GAAAGUAAAAAAGAAAAAAGAAUCAAAAAAUAGAAUAAACAUAAAGAUCCAAUAGUCUGUGCUCUUAACCUCCUCCUUCCUUCUUUUUUUUUCUGAUCGAUGACCAAAGUUUUUUCCAAUGUAUCGCUAAACUGGAUCAUGGAGUAGUGUUAAUAUUCCAAAUAGAAGUCAUCGAUCUGGAAAUUACAGAAGGAAGGAGAGUAUUAAUAUUGACAAAUGGAAAUUCAAAGGUUAAAGGAUUUGUUGUUAUUGUGGACAAAAGUGCAAAGUACUCGAGUUGCCCUCGUGGGUGGAAAUCACACAGCUGCCAGGUUUUGCACUCGCUAAAAUAAUAUUCAUAUUCUCUCCAUUAUUGUAGCUCACCCAUCUCUCCUUUUUUACUUUAGCUUUAAUUUUAUUCAACCUUAGCUUCUCCCGAGUGUUUUCUCCAACCUGAAACCUUUUUUCUGCUUUCUAAACAAAAAAAUUUCAAGAUUUUUCGUGAUUCGUGCUCAAUUCUCUUUACUUGUCACUUUGUAUAAGCAUGAGGUACAAAAACAUGAAUGAUAUGUUGCCAAGUUUUUACACCAAGCAACAUAACAAAAUGAGAGGUUUAUACAUAGAUGGUUUGGGCUACCAUGGUGAAACAAAAUUGGUUAUUAUAAGAUUAGACCAUUCGUGGGUUUUGAAGUUUAUGGUUCGUGCAACAAUUUUAGCAUUGGUAAUUGUCUCUUUACCCUGGAUUAAUACGAUAAUCGGGUACUUAUCGCGCUACGAAUCUAAUGCUUUGUUCAAAGUUCAUGGGAUGACUUUUGAUCCAAUGAAUUUGGAGUUUUUGCCUAUAAUAUUUCGGGAUUUGGCCAAUGAAGGCCUACUAAGAAUGGGCGAUAGAUCUCUUCUUGUUACCUGUGGCAAUGAGGAAGUUAUUUACAAUUCUCAAAUUGUUAAACAUUACAAUCCAGAUUUGAUUUCUUUUUCAAAUUCUACACGACAAGAUGUUGUUCCUAAUAAGACUUUUGACUUUGUAUUUUCCUAUGGUUUCCCUCAGUCCUCAAAUUUUAUUGAACGAGCUUUGAAAGUAGGUGGCAUUGUAGUUGUACCACUUAGUAACAAUCCAAUGGCUGAAUUUCCACGGCCAUCAAAUUACAAGAUUGUCUAUGUACGAAAAUUUGAUUCAACUAUUGUAGCCAUGAGGAAAACAAAGAAUGCCUCUAUCGGCUCUUCUAGCAAACGACGACUUUGUAGUACUCUGACAACAAAUGCAAGAGAGGUCUCGGGUCCGAACCCUGAGAAAGAAAAGAUUUUUGGUAAGAAAUACUUUACUUCCCUUAGUCGGACAAGCCUGCACGAAUUCAAAUUGAUCAGACCAGUUGAUUUAGAACAUCAGAGGCCUAAAGCGAAGAAAACAAAUGCAAAGGAAGCAGCACUAAAGAAACUCGAAGAUGUACUACUUGAACCACCAAGAGCAGCAUCAGGAAAAUCAAGUAGAUAUCUAAAAAAAACUCGUUAUUUACCAGAUUUAAUGGGUGUUUCCCUUGAAAGUUACCCAAGAAGAGUCUUCAUUGAUGUUAGUUUACAAGACAAGAAUGAAGGGUCAGAGUGGUUUUCAAAAUAUUAUCCUACAAAAAACACAAAAUUUGAGAUAUUCAAGAUUGAGACUGUGACUGAACAAUCAUCCGAAAAGGAGAUACCAUUGAUUAUUAGCAUGUCUGAUUGGUUAAAAAAUAAUGUAAAAGAAAAUGAGUAUGUGGUAAUGAAGGCAGAAGCUGAUGUGGUUGAGGAAUUGGUGAAAAACAAAGCUAUUAAGUUAGUUGAUGAACUAUUCUUGGAAUGUAAACAUCAAGGAAUAAAAAAAGGUGAUAAAAAAAAUAGGAGAGCAUAUUGGGAAUGCUUAGCGUUGUAUGGAUUAUUGAGAGAUGAGGGUAUUGCUGUGCACCAGUGGUGGGGUUGAUAAAAAAUUAUAAAAAUUAAAUUAAAAGAUAGGUGGGGUGAGCAAAAUAGAAAAUGAGUUUUUUAACUUUGCUUAUUGGUUUUGUGUGUAUUCACUUGCUAGUGUUUAUUGAUCAUGUAUUACUUUUGAGCAAAAUAAUAUGAUAAUGGGGUAUAUAUAAUAUAAACAGAUAUUGUAGAUA
Messenger RNA from Nicotiana tabacum (common tobacco), 2111 nucleotides. The record is from RefSeq and is a predicted model, not a curated record. Lineage: Eukaryota; Viridiplantae; Streptophyta; Magnoliopsida; Solanales; Solanaceae.